CUUCAGCCGGAUGGCAGGGAUUUCAUUCUCUGAAAAGGACUUACUUUGUCCUCAAUGCUCUGAUAUUUAUUACCUUCCUGUUCUCCUAAAAUGUGGCCACAAUAUUUGCAGAUUUUGUUUACAGAAAUUCUGGGAAUGGAAAGGAUGCAAAGAAUGUCCUGUGUGUCGCACUGUGUCUGUCCCUGGGAGGCCUCCUAUCAAUUUGGCACUAAAGAUAGCUGCGGACAAUUAUCAAGAGCAAAAGACCAUCGGGAAGCAAGACGUUUGUCAUCUUCACAAAGAGAAGCUGAAGAUUUUUUGUCAUAAUGACCUGGAGCCCAUCUGUCUUGUCUGCCAAACGUCAAGACAGCAUAAAGUUCAUGAAUGCUGCCCAGUGGAGGAGGCUGCAGAACAGAAAAAGGGAGAAAUUUCAGCGAUGCUGGAGUCCUUAAGGAAAAAGCUCAUAACACUGAACAAGACCAAGGUGGACCGGGAGGAAACCAAAAACUAUAUACAGAGCCAAGCUAAUCAAAGUGAGGAAGCGAUUAAGGAGGGGUUUCAGAAGCUACACCUAUUCCUCAGGGAGGAGGAAAACAGUAGACUGAAGCUGCUCAAACAGGAAAAGGAAAUUAAGACCCAGGUGAUGUGUGAGAAGCUGGAGAACAUCAAGGACCAGAUCAAAACCCUCUCUUCCACCAUCAGUGAUAUUGAGGCAUAUCUCAGAGCAAAGGACUUACCAUUUCUACAGGACUACAAGGACAUGAAGAAACGGGCCAAAUGCAAUAUUCCAGAGCCAGAAUGUAUCAGAGAUAUCCUGAUCAACUCUGCAAAGCAUCUGGGAUCACUUAAGUUUAGAAUUUGGAAGAAGAUGGCCAACAUCAUCACAUGUGCUCCCAUCACUCUGGAUCCAAACACGGCCCACUCCAACUUAAAGUUCUCUGAAGAGUUGACCAGCGUACAACACAGCAGUAAGCAAGUCGUACCCGGUAACCCUGAACGCUGCACCAGCCGUGUGUGUGUGCUGGGAGCCACCGGCUACACAUCUGGGAAGCACAGCUGGACUGUGGAGGUGGGCCAGGGCAAAGACUGGUACAUCGGAGUAGCCCGAGAGUCCAUCAAAAGGGAGAGUACCGUCUUCCUCAACCCGACUGGGGGUUUCUGGGUGCUCGGCCUGUGCAAUGGGGACUCAUUCUGGGCUGAGACCUCGCCUCGGACCAAGCUGGUGUUGAAGCAGAAGCCAGAGAAGAUUACUGUGCAGCUGGAUUAUGACAAAGGAAAGGUUGUUUUCAUCAACGCUGCUGAUUUGACAGUAAUACACGCAUUCAAAGAUAGAUUUACAGAGAGGAUUUUCCCCUACUUCUCUCCUGGAUUGUAUGAAAAUGCAAACAACUCCAUCCCACUGACAAUCUGUCCUCUGACAGUAACAGUGGAGGUAAAGUAGACUCGCAUACAGUAGACACGGGACAGUAGAGCUGAAGACUUUAGUGAGUGUGUGUUGUUGAGGGUGCUGCUACAACUGAUAAAAAUAACUAACAAGUUGUAUAGUUUCAAUACGUAUUUCAGAAAAAUAAGCAGCAAAUUGUAUAAAACCCAUAUUCUUUACUAUGAAGGUUAGAAGGGCAACACAGUAUAUUUGAUCAAACAAGACAUUUUCACACAUUUGUACAGUUUAUUCUUGCUCAGAACAAAGUCUCUAGUUAUGUUCAUUUACAGAGUGCAUUUGCUAUCAUUAACUGUCGUUCUCUUUGUUUUUUGGUUUCCUCUGUGAUGACAUAUCUUUCAAUUUAGAGUCCAGCUUCCUUUGCAGAUAGGCUUUCUUAUUGGGGUCCAUGGAUUUGUCUUUCUUCCCACUCCCUGCGUACAGAACGCCUUCUUUGCUUAUUCUCAUCCGAGCAUGAGACUUGGCUUUAUCUCCACAGCCGUGAACCUAAAAAGGGUUUACAACAUGACAAUCAAAUCAGAAAAACACGACAUGGCACUCAGCUUGUCGUGCUUAAAAUGCCAAAAACAUACAUUAGAAAAACUCAACAGCAAUGUCUCUUUGCAGAAAUCAUGACCCGGUUACUCAGACAAUCCACAGACCUCAUUGUAAGCAGCUUAAUGUAGGAACUAUUUUCUUUCAACCAUAGUUGAAUAGCCCCACAAGCCUAGCGCCAUGUUGUCAGUCCAUGAGAAGGCAUCUCUACGGCUGAUAUCUCCAAAACUAGGCAACUCACACCAAAACAAUCUAGGUUGAUAAUUAGCACUACAAGUAAGACAAAAGAUAUGUAUGUUAGCUGUCACUUAUGCUGAAAUCAAUGCACAGCCUUUAAUAAACAAAAACUACAUCCUUUCACUGUCAUGCAUAUUUAAUACAGCGACGGUCUAAUAAACACACAAACUAAAACAACUACUAUCUGGUUGGUCUGUUCCUGUCUUACCUCUGGUAUAUGAUGACUGAGACAAUACUGCCUGUUGCAGAAGAGGCAGAGCUGUCCGAGUGUCAGCAAAGAAGCUUUACACCUGACAAAGCUGCACACCCUUUCAGCCUUUAUGACAGCGUUGAUGAGUGUGUCAAAGUCAUCGUCUGGAGCUGCAGCAGCAGCGAUGCCGCAGGCGCCGGCCUUCAUUCGGUUCUUUUCUGGUAAAGAAAUAUUAAGAGUCGAAUUGUUGCAUACACAUUGGAGCAGACGGCUUAAAAUAACACUUAAAAUGAGGUGUUUCUAUCACAAACCUUUAGCAGGCUUGGGCUUCUUUGAUGACUGGGCCGGAGCUGGUGGGAUGCGUUUCUGUUGCUGUUUCUGUUGAGCAUGUUCUUCCCUCUUCUGCUGCUCCCUCUUCAUCCGCUCCAAAUGUAAACUUUUCAGGUCUGAUGGAGGUUGACACAGCAGCUCUCUUUGGGGAUCAGGGAUUGUUUCUUCUUCUUCUUCUUCUUCUUGUGUUGGCCUCUCAGCUGGUGUUGACACCAGAGGCCUGGCGACCAUGAUACACCGGCCUUUACCCUCCCCUUUACUCUCAUGCACGAGGCCCAGCUCCUCAGCGAUCUGGUGGACCAGCAGGCGGUCAUGAGAGUUAAACGAUGAUGGGAACUGUAGUUCUUUCUGACUUAAGUCCUUUAGAAAGCUCUCCACCUGCGCUCUGAUCUCAGCACACCUGUUCUUCUUCUGCUCCUCCUCCGUCAGUGCCGUCAUGCAGGACGUUAUGUGCUUCUCGGUACCAGCAGCAGUUUCAUUACUGCUGCUGCCAGUGGACUUCUUUUGUUGUUGCUUCGCCCUGCUCGGAGGCUGAUCUUUAACCUUCUGUUUGGUGGACGUGGAGCUGCUGGCAGACGCACUAGCCUUUGUGUCUUUGUGGUCACGGGUGUAGUUCUGUGGCACGAUGUCCUGGAUGUACUCAAAUGCCGUUCUGACCUCGCCAAACUCAGUCAUAUGAUUGAUCAGGGACUUCAGGAAAGCAUGACUCUGGACAGUCUGGGUGUCGCACACAACAGCGACGUGACGUCUUGCACGUGUAACAGCCACAUUAAUCCUUCUGUCCUCUGCCAGAAAUCCAACUCCCCCUAAAAUAAAGGAAUGAACAAAUACAUGAAUGAUUGCUGCACACAAUCACUGUGUGGCAGAAAAACAGCUAAAUAAGUUACCCUUUCUGUUGGACCGAACCAACGACAACACCACCGCCUCUUUCUCCCGGCCCUGAAAUCCAUCCACGGACUUUAUCUCCAGCUCUGGAUGCCUCGCAGAAAGUUUCUGACGCAGAAGAUGGACCUAUUACAGAGAUAACACAUUAACAUACAAGUCAAUUAGUGCUUUUGAGACACAACUGUAAGGUCUUUUGAUUUUGUACGGAUUGUAUUUAAAUUGCUGUGAAAGUGUAGAUCUCUUUUUUUUUAAUUUUAAAUGGAAAUUUAAGUUCUGCAUUAUUGCUAUGACACGGUACAGUAGUAUUAGUUGAUGUGGGAACAUUUUACACUACAGUCCCUCAAACCAGUGACUUACUUGUAGAUUGUAUGGAGCAAUAACAGCGAUGUCUUUAGCUUUAACCCCAGCUCCAGUCAAGGCCUUUAUGUGCAGCUCAACAAUGUCUACCUCACCUGACGAAAUAAUAGUCAACCGUGUUAAGAGCCCACACUGACUGUAAUGAAAUGUGAUUUCUUGCAAUAAAAAUGAC
Molecule: messenger RNA, 4125 nt
Organism: Anarrhichthys ocellatus (wolf-eel)
Lineage: Eukaryota; Metazoa; Chordata; Actinopteri; Perciformes; Anarhichadidae
Product: zinc-binding protein A33-like
Exons: 6
Coding region: 11-1420 (469 amino acids)
Molecular function (GO): protein binding; zinc ion binding
Source: RefSeq, a predicted model, not a curated record